AGUAAGAAACAACAAAGCUUUCCAGAAGAGUAUCGUCGUUUACAACACUGAACUGCAUCGCCGCGUGUCUUCUCUCCCUUUGCCUGCUUGCUGGCUUUUAGAUUAGCGAAUCGUGUUUUUUCAUUCAUUCAGUGAAAUCGUUGAACCGUACCUGCCACGCAUCCCAGCACCCCUGCCAGCCCUGGUAGCGUUUGAUUUUUCGCGUACAAACAAACCCUCUUGGGGUGCAUCGUCGUCGUAUACGCGGACGCGUGAAAUUGUGUUGGUUUCACUUGUAAGAAUUUGGGUUACCCAAGUUGAGUGACGUAGGGACUUUUGUUUCAAGGCGAAGAUAGUGCGUACAACGGCUUCAAGUUAAUUUUAUUUCAACUGCUUGAAGGGCGCCUACUCUAUCAAUAAAGUGCCAUUAUGCCCGAGCUAUCUCAGGAUCAGUUCGAAGCGAAGCUUCCCCACAAACCACCGGCAACGGUGGAAGAGCUGCGUACCCGCGCUAACUCCGGUGGAGCGGCCAGUUUUGAGUCUUCCCGUAGACGGCUCAGUCUGCUGAAGCAAACCAAUGGGGAAGGCUCCCAAUCUGCUACAUCCCACGAAGCGGAACGGCAGAGCACGGGGGGUGCAACUGCUGGACGGCGUCCUCGCAAAAGCAGCGUCACCUUCCAGGAAGAGCCCAGAUUGCUCCAUAGCGAAAGUUUCAUUCAUGACAUCGGAUACAAGCGAGACAUCAGGAAGCGAAUUUUCGUCAACCGCUCUUUGCAUCUGGAAAACAUCAAAUUCUAUGGCUUCGACAUGGAUUAUACGAUUGCCGAGUACAAAUCACCCCAGUAUGAACAGCUGGGAUUCGAUCUGGUCAAAGAACGGCUGGUUAACCUGGGCUACCCGGUGGAAAUACUCCAAUUCGAGUACGAUCCGUCUUUCCCGGUGAGAGGCCUCUGGUUCGACACCCUUUACGGUAACCUGCUGAAGGUGGACUCGUACGGAAACAUUCUGGUGUGUGUGCACGGAUUUGAAUUCUUGAAACAUUCCCAGGUGUACGAACUGUACCCAAACAAAUUUCUCCAGUUGGACGAAAGUCGAGUGUACGUGUUAAAUACGCUGUUUAACCUCCCGGAAACCUAUCUGCUCGCAUGUCUAGUGGACUUUUUCACCAACUCACCACAGUAUGCCGAACAAGUGGACAAAACUGGCGUAAAAUACGGUGAACUGUUUAUGUCGUUCAGGUCCAUCUUCCAAGAUGUGCGUGGAGCAGUCGACUGGGUGCACAUCUAUGGGGACCUAAAAAAGAAAACACUAGAAAAUCUUGACGAAUACGUCAAGAAGGAUGAACGUCUUCCGAUGGUUCUGUCGCGGCUUCGCGAUUCCGGUGCAAAGCUGUUUCUACUGACCAACAGUGAUUAUACGUUCACCAAUCGCAUCAUGACUUUCCUGUUCGAUUUCCCCCAUGGUGCCAAACCGGAGGAACCGCACCGUGACUGGAAAACCUACUUCGAUACCAUCGUGGUCGAUGCCCGGAAGCCUCUGUUCUUCGGUGAAGGUACCAUUUUGCGCCAGGUGGACACCACAACCGGAGCGCUUCGUGUGGGAACCCACAUGGGCCCACUGCAGGCCAAUCAGGUUUACUCGGGUGGUUCGUGUGAUGUCUUUACCAAGCUGAUUGGCGCCAAGGGCAAAGAUGUGCUCUACGUGGGAGACCACAUUUUCGGAGACAUUCUGAAGAGUAAGAAAAUCCGUGGCUGGCGCACUUUCCUGAUCGUACCGGAACUGGUACAGGAGCUGCACGUGUGGACCGACAAGUGUCAACUGUUUGCCGAACUGCAGCAGCUAGACGUGAAGCUCGGUGAUCUGUACAAAAAUCUAGACUCCAGUGCCAAAGAAAAACCGGACAUCUCGUCGGUACGAACUGCGAUCCGCGAUGUGACGCACAAAAUGGAUCUGGCCUACGGUAUGAUGGGAUCCCUGUUCCGGUCCGGUUCGCGACAAACCUUCUUCUCCGGACAGGUUGUAAGAUAUGCAGAUCUCUACGCGGCAACUAUUCUGAACCUGAUGUACUAUCCGUUCUCGUACAUGUUCCGAGCACCGGCGAUGUUGCUACCGCACGAAUCGACCGUAGCUCACGAGCAGCGAUUCACGCUGGAUGCUCCGAUGAUUCAAAGAACCCGGUCUCGAAAUCUCGGAACGCCGAAUGCCGAACAUGCGCCGGAGGACGUUUCGAAAGAAGUCUGCGCCAUAAUCGAGAAGGAACCUUCCGUCGGUCUGCUGACCACCGCCGGUGGUAACGUGUCCGUGCCGCAUACUCGACCUGAAACGCCCCGCUCGGUGACCCACACCCACGAUGAAGACUACUCCGACGAGGACAGCGACGAUCAGAAGCGGGAGGCUCGAGCUGCUGCAGCAGCUGCUGCCUCCGGAGUCACGACCAUCAACAGCCACGUCACCGAAGGUGUCCAAAAACAAUAGGUCCGUCGAAGUGUUUUCGUUUUCGACUUUAGGAGAUUAACAUUGUUUAAGCUUUUAGUUUAUGCAGUUUAUCACAAAAAUAACAGCAAAAAAACAAUCGGUAAUGUUUGUAAUUAUUGUUUAACUAUCACUUUAAAGGCUAUUUAUUCGCAAGUGUACGCUGUCUGUAUAUUCAAAAUAACUCAUUUAAUCUCUACCAAUCUCUCACAACCUAAUGUUAGUCUGUCAAUAAUAUCAAAUAACGGUGACGUACCGUGUGAAACAAGCAGCAAUAAUCAAGUUGGUCAAGUUCCAGUUUCCACAUAUCCGUAUGUUUCAAAUUUGGUCUCGGGUAAGGCUCCACUCGUUAGCCACGUACAUAUUUUCCAACCGAACCGCGCUGAACUCGAGAUCCCUGUAAAUGCACCCCGCGUGUGCCUGUGUAUUCUAGUAGGUAUGUAGUUGCAGUGUUCGUUCACGCGCCUGCAUCGAGAGUGAGGCUAAUUCAUAGUACCUGCAGAUACUAGUUCUAAUAGUUCUAUUUUGCCAUACAUUUUUCCGAAGAAGUAAGAGAAAAAACAAGUAAACGGUAACUCCCUGUGGAAUAGAAACACCUCUGCUGAAGCUGAUGAACGGAUUACGGAUUAAAUAUGAAGAAUGAAAUGGUAGCAGACCAGUACAUUAGGGCUGUUCACGAUGUGCUGGGGAAGAAAUUGACUAAGAUUGGCCGACGAAGUGAAUCGUACCGGAUCGCAUUAGAAAACUAUAUUGAAACGAAUGUUAAACAGGGAUUUCCAUCUUCACACUUAUAGAGUUGUUUUUUUAUAACAAAAAAAUGAUUCCCGGAAACGGGAAUCUAUCAAGCAUUAUCUAGCAAGAGUUGAAUUUACUAGAAUUUACAUCAUGCGCUAACAGCUGUUACUGCGAGAGAGCGUAAACAUGUUAAGUAGGUAUUUGCGAUUUGCCUUUACUAAAAAAAACCUUUGUAACCCCGCGAAACUAGGUGCACGGAAUGCCGCCGCGCUCCCUAGCAAGUAGGCAAGAAGAUGCCUACAAUUUGUGUGAUGUAUACAUGCAUUCUGCUACAUAAACAAGAAAACACUAAACAAUAUAUAUUAGACAAGCUACUAGAGCAAAGUUGUUGAGUUCCAAAGGCUAUAGUCUGAUUUUAGGUAGAACAAAAGAAAGCUCACAGCAGCUGCCGCAAGGUAACAGUUCCCGUUAAGGUUUGCUUAACCUUUCGUUCGUUAUGCAGAAAUGUGUACGGAAACAUUACAUAUA
Messenger RNA from Sabethes cyaneus, 3714 nucleotides. RefSeq names its product cytosolic purine 5'-nucleotidase (gene Nt5b). NCBI's taxonomy places the organism in Eukaryota, Metazoa, Arthropoda, Insecta, Diptera, Culicidae. The coding region runs from base 409 to 2454 and encodes 681 amino acids. The transcript has 6 exons. Gene Ontology annotation, molecular function: 5'-nucleotidase activity. The record is from RefSeq and is a predicted model, not a curated record.